ACAGGCAGAGCGCAAACAGAAAGAGUACGAGGAUCUGAUCCAGCUGAAAGACGUUGAUGUUCGCAAAGCUGCGGAGGAAAAGGAAGGCAUGCUCAAAGCCAUGCGCGAGGCGUUCGAAGUGGCCUCCACCAAGAAGACCGAGUACGAGAACAAACUAGAGUCAGUGCGGAGAGAGAUGCAGGUGGAGCACGAACGCGAACUCGCGCGCGUACGCGAGAGUCACGCGCGUGGAAACGCGAAAGACGAGAAGGAUAAGGAAAGGAAAUUGGACAUAAAGGAAGAGUCAGUGCGGAGAGAAAUGCAGGCAGAGCACGAAUCCGAACUCGCGCGCGUACGCGAGAGCCACUCGCGUGAAAACGCGACACACGUGAAGAAUGAGGAAAGGAAAUUGGACACAGAGGAAGGGCAAGUGACAGUACCUCAGUCGCCAGGCGAAGACAAGAAGCUGGUCGUUCAGGUUGAGAAACUACCGUCGGAUGUGAAGACUAAAGUUCAGCCCCUCAAGAAGACUGGAGAGAUGAAGACUGAAGGAAUUGAAGAGCCGGCAAGUACCGGGCCCAUGAGACGCCUCGCCAAGCGCAGACCUGCCAAGAACUGCACUUCAGACGAGUCCACCACUUCCGAGGAUAGCUCUACUCAGGAUCGCAUUGAGAUAGACGUUACUCCCAUCAUGGGACGUAGACGAACUCGCGCCGCCACAAAGGGCUCAAGAAAACGCCGAAGUAGCAGCGAGCUCUCCCUUGCCGAGAUCAAAGCGCAGUUGUCCGCCGCCAAGUGCCGUAGGAUGGACACAGAUGACGAGACUCCUGGGUCUGUCUCCCGCUCUGUUCGAACCCGCUCCACCGCGGGUAGGACGAGCUCUGUGGUCAAAUCACGACCGAGUACAGCACGAAAAACAUCCACGCUCGUCACGCCUGGCAAGCCUCCCCUCCCUCUAACUCCAAAGAAUGAGAGCAGCUCUUUAAGUCUUGCGGAGCACCAGUCCGCGAAGAAGAAGAAAAAAGGUUUCUUCGGCAAGCUUUUCGACUCCGCCGGCGGCGAAAACUCCCCUCCCCGAGUUCCGCCAUCAGGGAAGAAGAGAAAGCUUCUAAAGAAAGACAUAUCCGGUCCCAUGGACACAUUUUCCCCGACGCCCGUCAGAGGCUCAGUCAGCGAGGCGAGCAAAGAUGACCCAAUCACUCGACAAUUGCGCUCAAGAAAAUAA
Messenger RNA from Nematostella vectensis (starlet sea anemone), 1204 nucleotides. Its product is annotated as zinc finger CCCH domain-containing protein 13. Bases 89 to 1204 code for a protein of 371 amino acids. The transcript is spliced from 7 exons. Lineage: Eukaryota; Metazoa; Cnidaria; Anthozoa; Actiniaria; Edwardsiidae. The record is from RefSeq and is a predicted model, not a curated record.